AUGUCCAUGUCGAAUGAUGACCGUAUUUCAGGGACGGAGUGGUUCGAUCGGAUGACGAAGCGGCGUUUAGCGGUCACAGUCGUCGUGAAAGACCUCCUCGCUGAAGGGUUUCGUUCAUGGAUUGGAGCAAGGCCAUUUCCCACUGAUAUCUCCGGAUGCCAGGCAUAUUUGGUGAAAACACAAUCGAUGGUCAUUCGACGUGCUGUGAAAGCUCCUCGUUUCGUCUCAUGUCUCAACUCCGGCACCGGCACCAUCCGCGAGGCGCUUGGCUGCCAAGUCGAAGGUCAUCAUGGAAGAGGAAGAGGACGUCGUCGGCCAUCCAGAGCUGCCAAAGAAAGACCACGACGAGAUGCCAGUCAUCUACAUCCCCUUCGAGAAGCUGUGUCCCGCGCCGAUGCUAUGAGGGGUGGUGCUCUUCGUCGACUUCUGGGGAUGCGGAAGCGACAGGAGCGGGAUCAUCGCUGUUGGUUGUGGGUGGAAAGAAGGGCUGGCGGUGGGUGGGCCAUCGUCGCUGCUCAAAAAGCAUCGGAAUGUUGCAUUCGGUCGGUAGCGAUCGUGGUGUAUGACCCCUCAGAUCGUUGA
Messenger RNA from Zasmidium cellare ATCC 36951, 582 nucleotides. RefSeq lists its product as uncharacterized. Bases 1 to 582 code for a protein of 193 amino acids. The record is from RefSeq and is a predicted model, not a curated record. NCBI's taxonomy places the organism in Eukaryota, Fungi, Ascomycota, Dothideomycetes, Mycosphaerellales, Mycosphaerellaceae. The transcript is spliced from 3 exons.